CAUUCACCUCUAUGUAAGCUAUAGAAACAUUUGUCAUCAUCGUAGCCAUUUUACCACCUUUUUUCCAACAUCUCUCAAUCAGCCAAAACCAGUUCACAAAAUCACUUUGUUUAUUACUCCCCACCCGCUCAGCCUGAAAAUGUCGUCCACGGAGGAAGGAGGCGGCACCGUCGGAGCAGUUUCCGCUGAUCAAACAGUCAUCAACAACCACACCAACAACGAUUCCGUCGGCAUUCAUAUACCGUGUGCGGACGUCGCUCUCGAUAGUGGCGAAUUAUCGAAUCUCCGGUCAUUAGACGAAGCUUUGGAAGGCGGCCAACCCACCUUCAGAGACAAACCAUUGAUACGAGAAGUCCCAUCUACCCUUAGCCGUAAUGAAGAUUUCAAGAAGUAUUUCAAGCCGAAAGUGGUCGCAAUCGGCCCACUCCACCACUAUGAUCCCGCCCUCCCUGAAUCCAAGAAGCUCAAGCUCAAAUUAGCAGCACAUUUCGUCAAAAAAAUUGGCAUCGAUAAGGAAUCCUUGUACAGCAACAUUAAGCAAGAGAUGGAUAGCUUGAAGGAAUGCUAUGAUCGACAGGAAUUAGAGAAGUAUAGCGACGAUAACAAGGAACUGGCUUGGAUGUUCUUCGUUGACGGUUGUACAAUUUUACAAGCAGUUUACAUGCGUUACGGUAAUGAUGAUGAUGGUAAAUUGUUUAUUAAAGACGAUUUGCUGACAUUUGUGUACUCGGAUCUGUUCUUGUUGGAAAACCAAUUACCUUUUCGUGUUCUUGAAUUGCUUACAAGCUCGGGUAAUGGCAAAAUGUUCAUGAAUGCAAUCCCAAAAGUUCAUCGACGGUACUGUUAUCAACCCAGGCGAGGACAGUGAAUGGUGGUGGAAGCGGCAAAAAGAAGGAAAGCGAAUUCACUUAUUGCAUCUACUACAAGAAAGACUCCUUCUCAGAAAAGUACGAAUACGGUGUCUUUGGUUUUGUUUUUGGAAUUCGCUAGACGCGGAUUUGGUGAAGAAGAAUCAGGAACAAAAAGAACAAAACGACACCAUUCACGCACCAUUGGUAACGUAAAAGAGCUUAAAAAGGCUGGGAUAUGGUUAGAAGCCAGCAAAACAAGUAAUUUAACCGACAUCAGUUUCAACCAUAUCUUCUUCUUUGGGAAAUUACAGUUACCGCCGAUCUCCGUUGAUGAUUCAACAAUGAACUUAAUAGCUUACGAAAUGUGUCCGGAUUUCGAGAACGAUUUCACCGUCACUUCAUAUAUGUGUUUCCUUGAUUUAUUGAUCGAUGAAGCCGAAGAUGUUAAAGACCUUAGAGACGCCGGCAUACUAUACAAUGGACUGGGGAGUGAUGAAGAAGUGGCUAAGCUUUUCAAUAAGAUGAACACUGAUUUGGUUCCUAGUCCGAUGAUUUACAGUGGGGUUAAAGAGAAAAUACAUAACCAUUGUAAGAAUAUGUGGAUUAAUCAUGCAGCUCAAGCUUAUCAUACUUAUUUUAGGAGUCCUUGGACCUUUUUGGCAUUUUUGGGUGCCUUUGCUGCACUUACUUUUACUGCCUUGCAGACUUAUUAUGCCAUGCAUCAACAAAAGUAAGUGUUCUUGACUAGUCUUUUUAUAAACUCUUGUUAUUUAUGAUAAUUUUGUAACUCCUGGAUUUUCGAUUCAAUCUAUUUAAUUUUUGGUGUUUUAAUGAAAAUUUUCUUUUAAAAAUAAAA
This is a messenger RNA of Gossypium arboreum, 1707 nucleotides long. RefSeq names its product UPF0481 protein At3g47200-like. The coding region runs from base 140 to 868 and encodes 242 amino acids. The record is from RefSeq and is a predicted model, not a curated record. NCBI's taxonomy places the organism in Eukaryota, Viridiplantae, Streptophyta, Magnoliopsida, Malvales, Malvaceae. The transcript has 2 exons.